AUGUCUAAGUAAAAUAAAACUCUCAUUUUUGAUUAGGCGGCAAGACAUGCAAGAAUUAAGAAGGAAAACGAAGAGUAACUUUCUUAAGCAUUAAAACUUUAUUAAGAAUUUGGGAAAAUGGAAAAUAAUGAUUUAAUAGCAACAGUGAUAGAUUCCUUAUCUACUAUUGAAUUCUUUAAAUAAAAUUGUCCAGAAGGUAUGAAAUUAACUGAAUUCAUUACUAAUGCUAUUAAAUAUUUUUAAUUUGAACAAUAUGAUUAUGGAUAGCCAAUAUUCCAUUAUGGUGAAUAUGGUGAUAAAAUGUACAUAAUUUUAAAGGGAGAAGUUGGAGUAUUUGGACCUCGACCUUUAGAUGAUAUCAAUAGAGAUUUGGAACAAUUAAAAAAACCAGAAGAAAUAGAGUUAAUUGUUAAAAUAUAAAAAAGAUUAUAAACUGUAAACUUUGAUAACAUACUUAAAAUGUAAGAUGAAAGGUAUUAUAAAGAUGGAGUACUUUUAUAUUAGAAAGUAAGAAUUAUAAAAUAUUACUAGAUUUUUUAAUAUUAUUCAGGAUAAAGCUUUGGAGAUGUUGCGUUAACAUCAGACAAACCUAGAUCAGCAAGUAUAAUUGUAUAUUCAGAAAAGGCAUAUUGUAUAUCUAUGAGAAGAAAUGAUUUUAAACUUAUUUUUCAAAAAUCAAUUUAAUAAGCCAGAAAUACAAUUGAUUAUUUUAUGAAGAUAUUUCCAGGAACUCUUAAAUUUAAUAUUUCAAAAUUCAUAUAAUAUUUAAGACCAAUUGUUUUUCAUAGUAAAACUAUUUUAUGGUAAAUUGGAGAUGAACCAUAGUUCUUUUUCAUUAUAGUGACUGGAAGAGUUUAACUUUAUAAAUAUAUUGAUAAAGAUACUUUAAUGGGUAAAAAAAAGAAUUUAUCCAUUUCUUAUGAAAAGUUAAAUUAGAAUAAAUAGCAACAUAAAUAAAAGAUUAUUGUAUUAUUUUAUUAAUAUGAAUAAGUUGAGUUAAUUAUCAGAUGGUAGUAUAAUAGGUUAAGAAGAAUUGUUAGAAGAUUUACCUUAAAGAAAAUACUGUUGUGAAGUUGUUGAUAAUACAAAUGCAUAUUAUAUGGAACAUUCUGAUUUCAAAGCUAUUUAAGGUAAUCAUCCUGAUAUUAUGGAUUGUCUAAAAGAAAGAGUUAUUAUUAAUAGAGAUUAUAUCAAUAAGAGAUAAUUAUUAAUUUUUGAGAAUCUUAAAAAUCAUGAUUAGUAUUUGAGUACACUUGAUAAUAACUAAAAUAAUGAAUCUUAAUUCAAAGAGUAAUUUUUCAAUAAUAAUUAUAAAUAAAUAUGUGUAAGAUCUUAAAAAAACUUUAAAGCAUCUUAAAAUGAAAUUCUUUUAUAACAUAUUGAUUAUGAUUAAAAACGAAAAUCUCUUGAGCCGGAAGAAGAAUCUGAAUUAAGAUUUAUUAUAAAUAACAAUAAUUUGUAAUAAAUUAGAGAAAGGUUUGCGAGAUAAUAAUAAAAUGAUAGAGAAUGUCUAUCUUAAUAAAAACUGACAUAAAAUAGAAAAUUAAUAACAUAAAUCUUAAAAAAAUAUUAAUUUAAGAAAAUUUAACAUGAAAAAAGAGAUAAAAAAAGAAAUUCAAUCUUUAUAACUUGUUCUUAAUCAACAGUGGGAUAGACUAUUGAAACAGAAAAUUCAUCAGAAUUAUUAAAGUAAUAUUAAAUGUAACGUUCUCAAAUAAUCCCAACAUAUGUAAAAUUAAGGGAAAGAAAGUAAUUGAACUAAAAGAGUCAUUUCGGAAGCCAUAAUUUAGUAAAUUCAACUGAAAUAGAAAGUAGAACUCAUUAAUAAACCAAUAUAACUUAUAUAACUCCUAUUACAUGUAAAUUUUUUAAGACUCUAAGAUCUAUAUCAGGAAAAUGUUGA
This is a messenger RNA of Paramecium sonneborni, 1903 nucleotides long. The record is from the annotation of a GenBank genome assembly. NCBI's taxonomy places the organism in Eukaryota, Ciliophora, Oligohymenophorea, Peniculida, Parameciidae.